AUGGAUUCUAUACAAGAAGUAGACGAACAGAGAGAGGCUGAGCUUAUUACGGAGGUGCCUGAAGCAAUCAGCGAUGGUGAGGAUUCUGAUGAUAAUGAUAAUGAUGACGAUCCUGUCGGACUUUUCGAGGAGGAGUUUGUAAAGGCGAGUCAACUUUCUCGUCCUUCUAUAGUGGUGAGUGGGCGGGAGCGACAACGAAGUGAGUCAGUUGACAGUGAAGAUGAGAGUAGUCCCCCUCUUCCUCUUUGUGGAGAUGAGAGUGGCACUCAAAAGCGCCCUGGAUUAAGAGAAGCAAGGAAGCGUGGUAAACCUAAUGAUGCUCAAUUUGUAUUGUAUUAA
Molecule: messenger RNA, 339 nt
Organism: Penicillium samsonianum
Lineage: Eukaryota; Fungi; Ascomycota; Eurotiomycetes; Eurotiales; Aspergillaceae
Product: HAT dimerization
Exons: 1
Coding region: 1-339 (112 amino acids)
Source: RefSeq, a predicted model, not a curated record